This is a messenger RNA of Dentiscutata erythropus, 174 nucleotides long. Lineage: Eukaryota; Fungi; Glomeromycota; Glomeromycetes; Diversisporales; Gigasporaceae. The record is from the annotation of a GenBank genome assembly.
AUGAUCACAUGUACCACAGUAGCCGCCGAUAAUCAAAAAUGUAUUUUGGAUAAUCAAGAACUUCGACGUUCUAUUGAAGCUUUUAGAAAUUUGAAGCUUUUAGAAACUUCUAAUCUUAACAAAAAAAGAACAAAAAAACUUCGAACUAGUUACACAUCACCUUUAACUUUAUAA